This is a messenger RNA of Python bivittatus (Burmese python), 4859 nucleotides long. RefSeq names its product translation machinery associated 16 homolog (gene TMA16). NCBI's taxonomy places the organism in Eukaryota, Metazoa, Chordata, Lepidosauria, Squamata, Pythonidae. The record is from RefSeq and is a predicted model, not a curated record. Gene Ontology annotation, cellular component: nucleus.
CUUCGCGCGGGGCGGGGGAAGCACAUUGAUACCGUUGCCUGUUAAGGAGACGCGUGUGUGUUUCGCUUCGUGAACAUGCCAAAAACUGCCAAGGCAAAAGGAGGAGGGCAGGAGAAGAAAGUCAUCCACCCUUACAGCAGAAAAGCUGCUCAGCUUACGAAACAAGCACACAAACAGGUUAAAAAGGAGAAAUUGAAAAAUGAAAAGGCCUUUCGUCUCAGCAUUGUGGGUGAAAAAUUGCUUUGGUUUCAAAGUCACCUUGAUCCUGACAAAAUGGAAUAUACAAAAAAAGAAGCUUCUGAACUAGUAGAAAAUUAUUUGCAGCGAUUUCGUGAUGAGUUGGAGCAGAUCGAACUGCACAACAGCAUUAAAGGAAGACAGUCCAGACAGCACAGUUCCAGGGAAACAGUAAUCAAGCAGACUAUGGAACGUGAAAGACAGCAAUAUGAAGGCUAUGGCAUAGAAAUCCCUGACAUUGUAAACUGCAAUCAUCUUCAAUAUUUCAGAGACUGGGAUGGUGACCUGAAGAAGCUACCAAAUAUUAAAAUGAGAAAGUUAUCCAAUAAAGAUGUCUUUAGUAGUAGAAUGGAGAAGGCAAGUGUUGAAGCUGGAAAUGAAUUGUCUGCAGCACAGGAUGGAGACUAAGGAGAAAUUGCCAGGGUAUUUGAAACAAAUUGGCAAGCCAGUGUUUUAACUGUCUGUGGCAGCAAGAAGCAAGAAACCUUCCUUUCAGUCAAACAUGCUAUUCUGACUGCUGUGUCUUUCAGUUUGUACUGGAGUUUAUGACAUAGCAAUGUCUUUUGAAAAAACAGUGCAAUGUAUGUAAAGUUCAUAAAAAUGCUUGAUAUUAUAUUGAUUGAGCCAAAUUCUGAUUAGUCUAAAUUCAUAUAAUGUAGCAAAGCAACAAACAGAUUUACAAUGCAGGAAGAAAAAGUCAAAUACCUUCCACCUUACCUACUAUCUUUCCCCAGUUGUUGUUCUUCAAGAGGAAGUACUGGUCUGAUUGUCGUUAAAAUUGCUGGAGCAAAGUAUUUUUAAGAGUAAACAUAAAUGCACCUUUUCAUACCGCAAGGGUGACAACAUCUUUAACAGUGCAUUUUGGCAUCAUUCCUUCCUGAAGGUGCAGGUUGAGAGUAUAGCUCAUAACAUCACUUGAGUGGUUUGGGUUCAUAAAUGUGGUCUAAUUUUGGGGCAGAUACUAUUAAGGGGCAAAAUAAAGCUUGAGGUACCUUUUUCCCCCUUGAACUCCUUCAAACAGUAAAAAAGCAUGAUGGGUGGGAACCUUUUGUCACAUUCUCUCAACACACCGAAUUUAGUUCUGUCCUUUUUACAAAAAGCUAUCCUGCUAACAAUACAUAGAUACACAGAGUUGUGAGCCCCAGUAUCUAAUUUAUUUCCAACAUUCUGUUGGAUUGGAAAGAAUAAAAUAUGGGCUGUAAAACAAUACUGAACAAAGUGUACUAACCAGUAUAUUUAAGCUUACUUCUGUCUUGGCUUUGGCCUUUGUGUUCUUUAGUUGUAGAAUAUUCUGUGUAAUAAUUUGUAAUAUCUUGAUAACUGAAACUAUUACUCAUUUUUAGACAAGCAAACACAGCUUGACUUCAAAAGUUUGGCUUCAGUGAACUUACUAAUGGGCUUUCAUGCUUGUAUAUUGAUCUUUUUUUAAAACAAAGUUCCUUGUUAAGUCCAAAAUGGGUCAUCAUUAAUAUUGAUUUAUAAAUCAGAUCUUGAAGCACAAAUUCUGGUUAGUAAACUAACAUUAAACUAUAUUCCUGAAGAAUGGAGGAAAGAGAGUGAAAACUUGAUUUUGUUUUUUUCUUCUUCUUCUAGUCUCUUGAGUUAAACUGUUGCUCAGGAAAAGGACUGAGGUUACAUUUGGUUUUAACCAGGCUUUUUCUCCACUAAUCAAAUGUCAUCUGCGGCAUUGAGGCUGAGCUUUCAUUUCAAAUACACCAUAAAAUUCAGUGCAAAACCUCAGUGCACAGGAUAAGGCAAUGAUAUCCUCCUCAAGUUUGUAACUUCACACUGGAAAUAUAAAUACAUUAUUAGUUUCUAUUUAUUUAAAAAAGAAAUAAUUUAUAGCUAUUUCAGAGUCAUCUGUUUAUUACAAAUACAAAUUUGUUCCACAACAAUUAGUUUUUUUCUCAACCAAGAACCUUUUUAAUACACAAAUCACCCACAAAAGCUCUUGCCAAAGAGAACCGGGUAAAACAAGUAACAAACUUGCAGGUCCAGUGAUUAUACAUAAUAAAAUAUUUGCAUCAUAGACUGCAGUGCAGUUUUCAGAAAUUGACAUAAUUUUCAGAUGAAUAGGGAUCUAUGCAACAAUGCAAUAUUGACCUGUGCUAUUGUUUGGUUUCUAACCUGUAGCAAUUACACCAAUAGGUUAUUUAGAUAUGCUUAUAUGGCCAGCAGGAUAAUCUGGAGUGGAAUAUCCCUAACAGCCACUUAGAGAGCUGUUGAAAAAAAAUGUUGGCAUUUAAAAAUUUGCUUUUUUUCUUGUGGACAAUAUGUUCCACAUUUUCGUCUGGUAUCUUUCACGUAGUUUUUCUUUACUGGUACUCAAAAAAGACAGAUGGCAUAUUGCAAUCUAUGUGGGACAAAUAGCAUUUUUUAAAAUAUAUAUAUACAACUGAUAGUUGUUCCUUCAUACCUGUUUCUAUAAGCAUCAAGUUUUAGAAACAGCAUGAAUAAUUCCCUUUUCAGUUCUAUGGAAUGAAGCCAAAAUCAGUCUUGGUUUUGAAACUGUGGCCGGCACAGUUAUUUUGUAAGUUUUUUCUAAAUCUUGGGAUGGGAAUGAUGUAGAACUUUUCUCCCCAGUGCAUCAUGCUAUAUAAUCAUGCCAAACAUUUCUAUGAAUCCAGUAUUUUACUGGCGCUGAGAUAUAUGAAUAACCAGUCAUUUACCUUUUGCCACUUGCAUGAUAAUCCUGUAUGUGGUCUCUGUAAAACGUACAGUUGGGCAACUAACUGCCUGAAUUGACAGAAACAUUAGUGGAAUGAUAAGAAAUUAACGUUGCAGUGCUAUUCCGAAAGUGCCUUUUGUUGCAUAUAAAUUCAGUUUGCAGCUCUUAAUGCCCUAGUGAUCAUCUAUGCAAAGCAUAGUAAUAUCAUAAAUAUUUAUAGUUGGAGAAGGAACACAACUUACCACUCCAAACUAUAACUAAACUAUAUCCUGGUCUAUGUCACUUAGAAAAAAAAUGCAGACCACUCAGUUUGAAUUUGAUUUCAGAUUGUGACCUAACUUCUUUUGCAUCUGUCCUGUUCUCUGUAUUAAAUUAUGUGAUGGUCAUAUAAUGGCAUACCCCCCCCCCCACUGAAAGACUUAGUUUACAGGUUAGUUACCCAAUUUUCAUUUCAGAAAGCUUCCCGGCCUUAAAAUUCUUGUCGUAUAUAUCAUAAUGUAUAAUAUUAACCUGAUGGUUAAUAUGUUUUCAGCCAAGCUAGAAUUCUGGUAUUAUAACUGAAGUUCCUAUUUACUGACAUCAGUGAGAAAAUGCCCUUUUACAUUAAUGAAGUUAACUGCUGUUGCAGUUUCUCAGAGGACCAAAGACAUAACAUCAGCUCAGACUUUCAGGAAAAACAGUUUACUUUUCUUUAAAAUCUGCAGCAUGAAUUAUAAUCCUUUUUAGAAAUAACCAAUUGCAAUUAUUCAUAAUAAGCUUCCCUUAUUACUAUUUUCUUGUAUAACUCACAUUACUUGGGCACAACUCACAAUACAAUCAACAAGCAUAACAGUGGUAUAAAUAAGAUACUUAUUUUUCUGUAAAUAUCUUACUUUUUUUAAGCCUCCUGGGUAAAUACUUCUGAAAUGGGAUGCCAAAUUCUUCUUUAGGUUCCCUGCAGGAUGCACCCUUAUACUGAUAUGAAUUUAAGCAUCUUAUUUAAUCAUACCUCAUAUUUUAUAUUAAUAUAUUAAAAUAACAAUAGUAUCAUAUGAACUAUUGAAUCCUUAAUUGUUAAAUUCUCUCUUGUAUAGAAGAUACUGCAUAUACAAUUGUCAAUUAAGUUAACAUUGAAGUCAUGUGAAUGCUGUCCACACUGUUUCAAGGCUAUCCUUAUCUUUUAAAACAAAACACUGGGUUGCAGACUUCUUUUGCAAAGAAAAGUACUGUGGUCUCUUAAUACUUUGAUUUCAUAACUUAUCCUUUAGCAGAAUAAUCUUACAGAUGGUAGGGAAAUUCUGUCAAUUUUAAUAUUCUACUGUAUUAGAAUAAUCACAAAUCAAAUUGCUGUUCCAGAUGAAUGUUACAAUUUGCCAGGGAAUUUGUAGUCAAUUAUUUCUCUGUCUAUUGUUGACCAAGAAAAAUAUUUCUAAUGUUCUAGUUUACAAAUACUCAAAAUCCAUUAUUACUUCAUAACAGUGUGGUUGUUUCUACAUAAAUGUUAUAGGGUAACCACCUUAGCAUUAAAUAUGAUAUUAUCAAACAGAUAAUUUGUGCUUCGAUGCAUACCUUUAUAAGAACCUUAAAAAUUUGCUUUGAUACCCCCCCCCAAGUUUACAAUAAUUAGCAAAAAGACCAUAGUAGCAAAUACACAUAAAGGUUUUUUCCUUGUAAACAGAACACCAGUAGAAGUUCUGCAUUGCGCAGUUCUUUUAAGCCAUCAGUAGUGGUGUUGGCAUGUCUAUUUGCCUGUAAGAAGUUUUUGCUUCUGUAUCUUCUUCACUUCCACUUUUAACUGUACGUAGCAAGAAAGGUGAAAAAACAUUUCUAAGUUACAUUUCAGAGGUAAUUUGCAGCUCCUUAUCAAUUUUCCUUGCUAUUUUCUUCUUUGUUCUUUUUUCCAAUACACUCUGUGGAUUUGGAUUUUUUCUUGCUGCUAACAGAAACAUUUUACUUUGUUCCCCAAAGGAAUGCU